Acanthosepion pharaonis is the source of this 861-nucleotide messenger RNA. NCBI's taxonomy places the organism in Eukaryota, Metazoa, Mollusca, Cephalopoda, Sepiida, Sepiidae. The record is from the annotation of a GenBank genome assembly.
AUGUCUGUCUGUCCGUCUAUCUCUCUCUCUUCAUAUCUAUCUAUCUAUCUAUCUAUCUCUCUUCAUAUCUAUCUAUCUAUCUAUCUAUCUCUCUUCAUAUCUAUCUACCUAUCUAUCUCUCUUCAUAUCUAUCUAUCUAUCUCUCUCUCUUCAUAUCUAUCUAUCUAUCUAUCUAUCUAUCUCUCUUCAUAUCUAUCUACCUAUCUAUCUAUCUCUCUUCAUAUCUAUCUAUCUAUCUCUUCAUAUCUAUCUAUCUAUCUCUCUCUUCAUAUCUAUCUAUCUCCCUCUCUUCAUAUCUAUCUAUCUAUCUAUCUAUCUAUCUCUCUUCAUAUCUAUCUACCUAUCUAUCUAUCUCUCUUCAUAUCUAUUUAUCUAUCUAUCUAUCUCUUCAUAUCUAUCUAUCUCUCUCUCUUCAUAUCUAUCUAUCUAUCUAUCUAUCUAUCUAUCUAUCUAUCUAUCUCUCUUCAUAUCUAUCUAUCUAUCUAUCUUCAUAUCUAUCUAUCUAUCUAUCUAUCUAUCUAUCUCUUCAUAUCUAUCUAUCUAUCUAUCUUCAUAUCUAUCUAUCUAUCUAUCUCUUCAUAUCUAUCUCUCUUCAUAUCUAUCUAUCUAUCUCUCUUCAUAUCUAUCUAUCUAUCUCUUCAUAUCUAUCUAUAUCUAUAUAUAUAUAUAUAUAUAUAUAUAUAUAUAUAUAUAUAUAUAUAUAUAUAUCGAUCUACCUCUAUAUCUAUAUUUUUUCAUUCGUGUUCUGUUUAUGACACGGAAGUAUUACAACCAAUUGCUACCAUUUCUUUCUGGAAUGUCCAACCCCAACGUGUUCUCGUUUUUGUUCUCGUUCUCGUUCUUUCUUUCUUUCUUUUUUAA